AGUUGAUAAAUCCUUAMAUUUCUUAUAAAAAGUGCUAUUAGCUUGAYCUAUCGUUUUAGCCAACCCAGUGAUGUUGCUUUGCAAGGSUAUUAAAAAAGAGAARCUCUCACCACUCGAUAAAUUGCAGUUCAAUUUAACGAACGAUGAGGAGAAUUACGAAUGUGUGCCAGUACUGGAUGAUAUAGUCGAUCUUGAAGGAUCAAUAUCAGCAAACGAAACACAGGAAGAGUUAUUGCUGCCACUUUCGCAUUCUGAAAGUUUGGGGACACAUGACAACAAUUUGUUGUUGUCACUUGAUUCUAUAGAAGGUGAAGUUGCGGAGCAUACUGCACAAUGCACAGAGAACAUGGAAACUGAAAGCAUAUUGGCACAACAGCCAAGUCUCGAAUUGAAUAAUGAGCAAACUCAGUUAAUGUCCGAGUGCAUAGUGGAAAUGGAAAUUGCAGUUCAGACAACAACAACAGCACAGCAACCUAUAGCUGGCCCAGUACUAGAGAGCAACGUAAGGMCUCUAGAGCAGCCACAAAUUGAAACGCAAACAAAACCACAUUCAGCAYCCCAAACAGGGGAAACAUGCUCGCUACAAGAACAACAGCAACAAGAAGCGCAUAUUGUUGUACAACAAGCGUUAACAGGCGAGCAAGUCCACGUUCCCGGGUUUAUUUCACGCGAAGUGAAGGAAGAGUUGCUGCAGGAAGUACAACAAUCGGCCGACAAUUGCACUGAACACCACAGACAAAAACAAAAAACGACGAAGCAACUAAAAAGUACAGGAACAGAAGUUGCCACAGCACUAACMAGAAUAAUUGAGGCACAUAAGUUGGCGCUGCAACAAAAGCAGCAAAAUUGUAGCAAAAACAAUGCGCAGACGACAGUGGAAUCGSAAGCAAAACAACAACAAGAACAAACACUUGAAAAAUGCGCAGUGCGGGAAAAGCAACAACAUUCACAAAGACUACAAAAACAUUCACAAUCACAGCAACAAUCAUUACAAAAACAAAAACAAAAACUACAACAACCACCUCAACAUCAGCAGCUGAAAACAGCAACUGAACAUCAGCAAGAACAAAAACAGCAGCAACAAGCUUUUACUGUUAAAAUACCACUACCGAAAGCACAGCAACAACGUAAAAAGCAACAACAGCAAAUAUCAGCUCUAAAACAGGCAAAGGAAAAGCAGCCAGCGGCAAUAGUGCAACAGAGCAUACAACAAMAACAACAACAACAACAAACUGUGUCAGARACGCCACAAACAGUACAACAACAARAAACUGUGACAAAAGCGCCGCRGAUAAUACAACAACAACAACACGAUGCCUCUACAACAAUCGCCGAAAGUAACAACACACAAAAAAAGCUGAAAUCUACACCGCUGCCACAAAAACAACAAGCAUCAAAUGAACAGCGUGCAAUUCGGCAACAAACACCGCUACAACAACAACAACAACAACAACAACCGUUACCAACCGUAGUUAUACCAAUGUCAAUGCUACAACAACAAAAAGAAUUUGCAGUUGAAGACCAGGCGCCACAAACGCAAAAACAACAAAUAAGAAAAUCGCUGMGAACACAAAAAUCACAAAUUAUCGCAAAACAAAAGGUUCCACACACUAAAAAACAAUUAGAGUCACAGCAAUUAGCCAAGCCGASUCAAGCACUCCACACAAAAACUCAUGUACAGCAAGAAUUGCAGGAACAAGAAAAUCUGGAUAUUGAAAAGCAAAAGGAAGAGUUGCAUCAACAUCACCAAUUAGUGCCUCAGAAUGUUGCUAAAGCAGUCGCUGCGCAAAUUCAACCAGAGCCGCAACAGUCGCCACAACAACUAACUCAGACUGAGCUACCGACCCUUUUAGUACAACAACAGCAAGCAAUAAAUAACCAAAAUGAAAAUGAACCUACUGAAAAUCCACAACCGAUUGAGCCAAUUAAACAAAGUCGCACAGUGCAACAACAAACAAUUGGAGAAAAUCUCAAUGCCAGCAAUCCGACAGGGCUCGAGUUCCUGCCACAACAAUUGCAGCAACAAUUCAAUCAACCACAAUUAAUUCUGCAACGCACAAGCACUCAGAUACAAGAGCAGGUAAUGUUGCGGUCCACCGGCACACCGCUCUCACAGGACUCACCAAUCAAUCUGMCCCCAUUUGUGCAACUCACCAACAAACAAACAAUCAACACAACAAAAAAGAAAAGUGUAAAGCCUACAAAGCCAACAACACGUAAAGCUGCAAAGCUUAGCGAUUAUGUGCCACAACUCACGCACGUUUUCCAACCRCUACCUGUUGCUUUGAACACCAAGAAAGCAMCUACACUUGAACCGACCACAACCACCACCGAYCUGCCAGAGUCCAACACAAACGUUGCAACAGCAAGUCACCAGCAAUUAACACCARCCGUAGAAGAGCAAUUUGUUACCGCCAGCAAUAUAAGCUUAUCACCACCAACUGCAAAUGCCAUGGUAUUGACGUUGCCAGUAACACUGAACGCGACCAGCACCAGUGCAUCCAAUGCAUCCAACGCAUCGUUUGUGUACACGCUGAGUGGCGAUAGCAGCUUGUUCAAUAGUUCGGAACUCUUGAAGGCGCUGGAAAAUUAUCAACUACAAUUUAGUCAACAACAGCAACAACAACAACAAAUGACACAGUCAGAACAAACGUUGCAACAACAACUGACACAGUCAGAGCAAUCGUUGSAACAACAAGUGCAGCAGGAGCAACCAUUUGAACUCAACUACAAUCGGUUGCAAGUUACGCAGCAACAACAACAAGACUACCAGGUAGCCAUACAAAUGUCACAACCAUUGGCAUUUGUAGAUAGCGCGAAACGGCAAGAGGAGCAGGAACAGCAACAACAAGAAGAGGUGCAACAACAACAGUUACAACAACAAUUGUUACUACAACAACAAGACGAGGAAAUACAACAGCAAGAAGAUGAACAACAACAACAACUGCUGCUACAACAACAGCCACAGUCACAACAACUACUGUUGCUACAACAACUUUUAAAACAACAACAACAACAUAACCAAGCAGCCAUACAAAUACAGCAACCUUUGUUGUUCUUGGAUCAUGUGGAGCAGCAACAGCAGUUACAACAACAACAAUCAUAUCAGCUAUUAUUACACCAACAACAACAACAACAACAACAACAGCACCAACAAAUGCAACCAAUUGUAUAUCAACUAGUGGAUGUCAACCAGGCGCCGCACACUGCCGCCGCCUUUGCCGGUGAACAAGUUCAACARUAUUUGCAGUUAUCACAAACACCUUAUUUCACACAACUUGCUGUACAAGAAGAGUCUGCCACACAAGCGCAACAAUCCACCACACUCGAUACYGCUAACGCGACCGCACACUUACCGCCUGCGAUCAUAAACGAAAUGUUGCAGGCAAAUGUUUGGUUCGAACACAAUUAUGCCAUGGCACCACUAUCAYACGCACUACACUUAACAUCAUUGCCUUCACCGAAAGGUGUCUGUCGCAUGCGUUCCCGUCCGUUGCCUAAAUCAUUCUUCUACCGACGCUUAGAGAAAAUAGACUACUUUCGCGAAUUGACGGCGCUCAAUAUUGCCGAAUAUCRGCUGCAGUGCACCAGUUUGGGCAAAUCAUAUUUGCAAGCGCAGAUUCGCACCACACACCUGCGUACGGUGGUGAGUGGCGAUAUAUUGGCGGCGUUGCUACCACGUUGUGCGCCAGAUUUGCUGCAGCAUCUGCAAUURGUGCUGCAAUAUCUUGGCGAAUUUCACUUUAAUACCUGGGAACAGCGUCAGCAACGAAAAGUAAUUUCGAAAUGCUCGCAACGCACGCUGCACACCCUGUGCGCGCAUAUACUGUUAYUAUUUUUCCAAUACUCAUCGCCAUUCCAAAGUAAAUGUUUGGAUAUGGCAACAGGCUGGUGGCAAUUUGAGCAGCGUAACUGCUUGGGAGUUGAAACAGCGCGUGCGUCCAGUGCAGGAAUAGUUAAUAUGUUCGAAGAUUUGAGUUUGGCUAUUGAUCCAUGUGUACUAGCGGAGAUGGCGGCGCUUAAGCGCAAUUUAUGACAGUUACAAGGCAAUUUUGCGUUGCGUAGCAGUUUAAAAUUGCACCAAAUUAUGUUAUUAAGUUUAUUUCGUUGUAUAGCGGUAUAUACAUUGUAUGCAACAUGUUGUUUUAAUUGUAUAAAUCACACAUAUUUCCCACUCAAUAGUCUGGUAGUCAGCAAUAUUUUCAAUACUCAACAUACAUAUGUACAUACUCGUACAUACAUAUGUACAUAUGUAAAU
Messenger RNA from Bactrocera latifrons, 4258 nucleotides. RefSeq lists its product as uncharacterized. Lineage: Eukaryota; Metazoa; Arthropoda; Insecta; Diptera; Tephritidae. The record is from RefSeq and is a predicted model, not a curated record. The coding region runs from base 71 to 4036 and encodes 1321 amino acids. The transcript is spliced from 3 exons.